Messenger RNA from Phragmites australis (common reed), 3784 nucleotides. Its product is annotated as phragmoplastin DRP1E-like. Lineage: Eukaryota; Viridiplantae; Streptophyta; Magnoliopsida; Poales; Poaceae. Gene Ontology annotation, cellular component: membrane; microtubule; cytoplasm. Gene Ontology annotation, molecular function: microtubule binding; GTPase activity; GTP binding. The record is from RefSeq and is a predicted model, not a curated record. The transcript has 16 exons. Bases 148 to 2019 code for a protein of 623 amino acids.
CUCCUCUCUAUCUGCUCGCUUGACUUGCUUCGUUCACACCUCAGAGACAGCAGAACGCACUCCCCCUAGAACCUUCCGCUUCCUUCUAGAACCUUCCAUCCCGCUCCGUCGCAGCACAACGCUUCCUCCUCCUCCUCUCACCCCGAUAUGGCGACCAUGGAGAACGUGAUCGUGCUCGUGAACCGCAUCCAGCGCGCCUGCACCGCCCUCGGCGACCACGGCGCCGGAGACGACGCCGCCUCCCUCCCCACCCUGUGGGAAGCGCUCCCGUCCGUCGCCGUCGUCGGUGGCCAGAGUUCGGGGAAAUCAUCGGUGCUGGAGAGCAUCGUGGGGCGAGACUUCCUGCCUAGAGGCUCAGGGAUCGUGACGCGGAGGCCACUGGUGCUGCAGCUGCACAAGACGGAUGAUGGGGUGCAGGAGUACGCCGAGUUCCUGCAUAUGCCCAAGCGCCGCUUCACUGAUUUCGCUCUUGUGCGGAAGGAAAUACAAGAUGAAACUGACAGGUUAACGGGGAAGACAAAGCAAAUAUCUCCUGUUCCGAUUCAUCUCAGCAUAUACUCUCCACAUGUGGUAAACUUAACAUUGAUUGAUCUGCCGGGUCUAACAAAAGUUGCUGUAGAGGGGCAACCUGAAAGCAUUGUCCAGGAUAUUGAAAAUAUGGUGCGCUCAUAUGUUGAUAAGCCAAAUUGUAUUAUACUUGCCAUAUCUCCCGCCAAUCAAGAUAUAGCAACAUCGGACGCUAUCAAGCUUGCUCGGGAUGUUGAUCCAACUGGUGAUAGGACGUUUGGUGUGUUGACUAAACUUGAUUUGAUGGACAAGGGAACAAAUGCACUUGAUGUUCUUGAAGGAAGAGCUUACAGACUGCAGCACCCAUGGGUUGGAAUUGUGAACCGUUCACAAGCAGAUAUCAACAGGAAUGUUGACAUGAUUAUUGCUAGGCGAAAAGAACAAGAGUUCUUUGCUUCUAGUCCUGAAUAUUCUCAUCUAGCCAGCAGGAUGGGUUCAGAAUAUCUUGCCAAACUUCUUUCACAGCAACUAGAGGCUGUGAUCAGAGCACGCAUUCCAAGUAUAACAUCUUUGAUAAACAAAACUAUCGACGAUCUUGAAUCUGAGAUGGAUCACCUUGGUAGACCUAUUGCCUCUGAUGCUGGGGCUCAAUUGUACCUCAUCUUGGAGCUUUGCCGCGCGUUUGACAAAAUAUUUAAAGAACAUCUUGAUGGAGGACGACCUGGUGGUGAUCAAAUUUAUGGGGUUUUUGAUAACAAACUCCCUUCUGCUCUGCGGAAGCUUCCAUUUGACCGUUACCUCUCUGUGCAAAAUGUUAAGCGAGUUGUAUCAGAAGCAGACGGUUAUCAGCCUCAUUUAAUUGCUCCUGAGCAAGGGUACCGUCGACUGAUUGAAUCUGCUCUCAACUAUUUUAGAGGACCAGCUGAAGCUUCUGUAGAUGCUGUGCAUUAUGUUUUGAAAGAGUUGGUGAGAAAAUCCGUCGGGGAGACUCAGGAGUUGAAAAGAUUUCCAACUCUUCAAGCGGAGCUUGCUGCUGCAUGCUUUGAGGCCCUCGAGAGAUUCCGUGAAGAUAGCCGUAAAACUACUGUACGGUUGGUUGAUAUGGAGUCAGCGUAUUUGACAGUGGAGUUCUUCCGCAAGCUCCCACAGGAAGUUGAUAAGACCGGGACUGGAAACCCCGGAACUGGAAACCCUAAUACUCCUGCUGUUGAUCGUUACACUGAUGCACACUUUAGGAGGAUUGCUUCCAACGUGUCCUCAUACAUUGGCAUGGUAUCUGAAACGCUGAAGAAUACUAUCCCCAAGGCUGUUGUUCACUGUCAAGUCCGCGAAGCUAAGCGGUCCCUGCUUAACUAUUUCUACACUCAAGUGGGCAGGAAAGAUGCUAAGCAACUUGCAGUACUCCUUGAUGAGGAUCCUGCACUUAUGGAGCGCAGGCUGCAAUGCUUCAAGAGGCUUGAGCUGUACAAGUCUGCACGGGAUGAGAUUGAUGCCGUGUCAUGGACACGAUGAAGGUCUAGUACUGGAACAAAACACCACAUCCAUGACGUAUCUUGACAAGUUCGCGUAUCUACAGCAAACUGGAAGUACGCAUGCAUACUAAGAAAAAAUGUCACUUUGAAGUUUGAACAAUGCCUGGCAUAAACCUAAAUUUCUGGUUGGGUUUCUUGUCCAUGGUCAUAUAGAAGAAAUAAUUUUGCCUUGAGGUUUGAGCCGUCCUAUUUAUCAUUCCACAUAAUUCUAGUCCGUUAUUAAAACUACGUCAGCAUGGAUCAUUGGCUGGUCGGGCUGUCCACAUUUGUACAGGUACCAAACAGACAUCGCUGCCAAUUCAGUAUUGAUUGAGACUGGUAACUAGGACCAGCUGCUUAUGCUAUGCGUCACGAACUCACGAUCGUGAUUGUAAUGUCCGAACAAUCUCCGAGACCAUACCUUGGACUUUCGAAGCGUAAACAAGAAAAGGCAGCUAGUUGUUGCCCAUUACUUAAGGCAUACUAAUUUAAUCUACUGUCAUCAUGUGACGGUUAGCCAUCUAGUAGUAGUUAGUGGGAGGAAUGGUAGUAGUAAAUUCCUGUGCUGUGCAGGCCUUCCUCUUCCAGCUUUGGCUGCCCCCGUCGUCGCUGCACUUGCACGGACCGCUCCCGAGAGAGACCACACCUUAAACUACCGUUAUGGCACAUGUAGUCUCGUGGUGUUGCUGCUCGCCACAUGCCGGGCACGGGCACCUCCUAAGAACAUCCGAUCCGAUGCCAUUCAUUUUGCUUCUAGCCGGACGUCGUUGCUCGCAUGUCGUGUGUGCAGUGCCCCGGGGGGGGGGGGGUGUUCAUCUGCCGCUCCUGGGAAUAAACUUUUGAGUUGUUGCCGUCAGCUCCUGUUGUCUGUGGUCAAAUCGUCAGAACGAACAAGUGCUCCUGUAUGGGCCAAUGAUACGUACCCAAAUGGAUACGCGUUGGAAGCUUCGGUGUGUCGCGUCCGUUAGUCCACGUCUCCGGAGCACUGUUGCAAUUGACCAUGCCGAGACCACGAAACUGUGCUGUGGUGUGUUAGGAGUAUAUAUGCCAUGGAAAAUGCACAGAAAUGGACUCGACUCUUCUCACCAAGCAUUUGUACCUCGACGCAUGGAAUCUGUCCUUUGUCAAGAACGGAAGCAAUAAAUCCCAUGCACAUGUCAUUGUACGAGCAAUAAAUCCGCGUAAAAGCUUUCCCGCUAACGAUAUACGGAUUGGCAUACGGCUAAUUCUCACGUUUACACCGAGAAAUCGGAUUACGCUCAGUGUUUGAAUAUGGAUUUACCAAACGAUUACCUAUUUUUUUCAGUCUGUAACCCGUGAGAAACAAGUACAUAGACCCGGUUUCAAAUCCAUAUGGUUAGACAUGUUAGAUCCCUGGUGAGAAAUCGACCUCAGCUCAUGUGCUGCUUAGACGACUGGGUAGAUAGAAUUGAGGUGAGAGACCUUUUCGGCGAGGAAAGUUUGAUUUUUUAUUUUUUGGAACUGGGGACUUAAGAGUUGAACUAGACUCUAGACUAGCCUGCACCACGGGCCCCACCAUACCGUUUCCGUCCCGCCCUCCCUCCCAAAAUAAAUCCCAGCCAUCGCCCAACCCAAACCACAUUCCACACCGCAGGCCGCAGCACACAGCCGAGGCGCUGCUGCUGCAGCACCGAGCCAAGAAAAAUCCAAGCCCAACAACCAACCAACAAGCCAAACCAACCGCGCUGCCUGCCCCCUCUUGUUCUUGGCUUGCGCGGCGGCAGCGUCUGCGACGACUGGCCGGA